Molecule: messenger RNA, 1940 nt
Organism: Mytilinidion resinicola
Lineage: Eukaryota; Fungi; Ascomycota; Dothideomycetes; Mytilinidiales; Mytilinidiaceae
Product: major facilitator superfamily transporter
Exons: 4
Coding region: 68-1708 (546 amino acids)
Biological process (GO): transmembrane transport
Molecular function (GO): transmembrane transporter activity
Source: RefSeq, a predicted model, not a curated record
GAGACAGCUUCAAAAAGAUCAAGAAAAAGCGGCUGGCGUGCCAGAAAAUGGUGCCAAUGAGUCUGCCAUGUCUAUUCCUCGGCCUGGUAGCCAGGAAGAAAAGAAUAGUUCAGCCCCUAGCGACAAAUUGGGCUCGCAAGAAAAUGAAGUAACUUCGCCGCAUGGAAUCCCACAGCAACCCGACUUACUCAUGCUGACGCCGACACAUCAUACCGAGAAGACUGCUCUCGGAUAUUCACUGGCUGGAAUCAGUGCAAGAGAUCGGACUACCAGGGAGGGCAAAGGCGGGCAUGUCUUUGUGGUUGGGUGGGACGGAGAGGACGACCCGAUGAAUCCACACAACUUCAGCCAGCUAGUGCGAGUUGGAACUACAUUGAUGGUUGCAGCAAUUGCGUUUGUGGUAACUGCAUCAUCUUCGAUUGAUGCUGCAAUCUUACCUCAAGCAGCUGCAGAAUUUGGGGUAAGUGAAGUUGUUGAGGCAUUGGCAACAGGAAACUACUUAAUAGGAUUUGGAAUUGGAGCCUUAUUUGCGGGACCAUUGUCCGAGACGUUUGGGAGAAACUUGGUAUACAUAGGAUCUCUUGUCUUAUUCUCGAUCUUCAUCAUGGCCUCUGGACUCGCUCCAAAUAUCGGUGCUCAAAUCACAUUCCGAUUUCUCGCCGGAUUCUUCGGAUCCCCCCCCCUUACAUGCGCUGGAGGCACCGUGUCAGACCUCUGGAAUCCCUUGGAGAAAACCUACGCAUUUCCCCUUUUUGCAAUUUCGGGAUUUGGAGGUCCCACCUUGGGACCAGUGAUCGGAAGUUACAUGGGUACAGGAGCUCCAAGCUGGCGUUGGACCGAGUGGGUCAUCUUGAUUAUUUCAGGAACCGUCCUGACCCUCGUCAUUCUCUUGCAACCUGAAACCUUUCCUCUCUUGCUGCUGAAGUGGAAAGCCCAACAUCUUCGUAGACUUACUGGAGAUGACCGAUACCGGGCAGAGAGCGAAAUCGUACACCAAACUCUCUGGCAACGUCUGCGGGUAGCAUUGACAAGGCCAUUCGCUCUGGCCCUUGAGCCUAUUGUUAUGCUGAUGACGAUUUACCUUACCAUGCUCUAUAUCGUACUCUUCACCUUUCUCGACGGUUUUACCUUCAUCUACUCCGACGUGUACAAAACACCGCAAGGCUUAACAAAUGUUCUCUUUGUAGCCAUGUUCAUUGGAGUUCUUCUUGGAAUGCCCUUGGUUGGAGUAGUCUAUUCGUGGACUCGCAAAGACCUCGCGCGAAUACGCGCCCACGGCGGCUCCCAGAUCAACCCAGAGUAUCGUCUGUGGUUUGCUAUGUUCGGUGGCUCCAUCGGCAUCCCCCUCUCCUUGUUCUGGAUGGCGUGGACCGACUACUCAUCUAUCAGUAUCUGGUCUCCCAUUGCGGCGGGAGUACCAUUCGGCUACGGCAUUAUUUGCAUAUUCCUCAGCGCAUAUAUGUACAUCAUCGACUCCUACGAAAUGUAUGCAGCGUCGGCCUUGACCUUUGUAACUCUCGUACGAUAUGUCGUGGCUGGUGGGAUGACUGUAGUCGGCAUUCCUUUCUACAAAAACCUGGGCACACACUGGACGUUGACGAUUCUCGGUUGUAUUAGCGUUUUGAUGGCGCCAAUACCGUAUCUGUUCUACAAGAAGGGGUACGAAAUUAGGAAACGCAGCAAAUUUGCCGUUAAUCGAGAGGAGUGAAUUUGGAAAGGAUAUUAUACAACUACCGUGUGUGAUUAUGGACUCUCUUGAUUUGGCAAAGAAGUGGGAGACAUGGAAAUAGAAGGUUGUAAUAGUCUAGUCUGCAGGUCCAGUUGCGAAGGCCACUCGUUCGAUCUACCCUACCGCGUUAAUUUGUAUUAUUCCUUUUAAGUUGUAACUCGUAACAAGGAAACCAUUUUUCCUCUCUGAACUCUGAACAAUCUCUUGGUCG